AUGGAAGAGCCGAGCAACAGCAGCGACGCCAAGGGUAAGGUGGCGGAGGAGGGGGCGACGGGAGGAGCCUCCAAGGCCGCGGCCAAGCCCCCCCGCUGCAAGAAGGUCUACCACGCCUACUGCAUGGGCUUCAACGUUGGGGACGAAGAGCUGAGCAGCUGCCCGAGGCACGCGUGCGUGGAGUGCGGGGAGGCUGCGGGAUACUUCUGCAGGUUCUGCCCCGUAUCCCUCUGCGACAAGCACUUCCGCACCGACCCUUCCGGCAUGAUCGCCGAGACCUACGAGUCUCUCAAGCACCGGGUCCGCCGGCCAUUCCCCCGCACAAGGGGCGGCGGCUUCGGCCCCAGAUCACGCACCCAAGCCGGCGGCACCGGCACCCUCGCCGGCGCCAGCAGCAGCGGCGGCGGGGCGGGCAGCAGGGGCGGGAGAGGCAAGCGCGGCCGCACCGGCAGAGGACGUAGAGGGCGCGGCGGCGGGAGGUGGUCCGUAGGGGAGGUCGGCGGGGAGGCGACUAUCGCUCAGCGCCGGCCGAAGCGCGGCCAAACGGCGACUGUAGCGGCGCCGGCGCCGGCGCCGGCGCCGACGGUGGUCAGCGUUAGCGGUGGCGGUGGGGGCGGGGACAGGAGGUCGUGCGGCGUGGGGUUGCCGGGCGGGGGGGCCGGGUUCGGGGAGCACGACUUCGUGUGCACCGGGUGCAAGAUGGCGGCGAAGCGGGCGGUGCGGCAGUACGGGCUGCUGGGGUCGCUGGAGACUGGCGGCGUGGUCCUGCCGUACGGGGAGAGCGAGGGGAGCGGCGACGAGAGCGAGUCAGACAUUCUACCGGUCACCGCUCUGCCCCCGCGAGAUACCGCCGCCGCAGCGAACGGCACCGGCGACGGCAGCGGCGAUGCUGGAGGCGGACAGGAGGAUCUGGUGUCAGCCCCGGGCGGUGCAGGUCUUGCCGGAGAGCCGGAAGGCGGCCACAACAUCGGCGGUGGUGCCGUUGGUGGCGGUGCCGUUGUCGCCGGUGCCGCCGCCGCCGUCAGCAACGCGGCCGUCGCUGCGGCGGUGGCCGCCAACAACGCGGCGGCGGCGGUCGCGGCGGAGAAGUACUUCUCCAUGUUCUCGAGACGAGACCCCCCGGCGACGCCAGAAGUAACAGCAAACGGUGGCGAUGCUGGUGGUGGUUCCGCGGGCGGCGGCGGGGGCGAUGGCGACGUGGAAAUGGGCUGA
This is a messenger RNA of Ectocarpus siliculosus, 1212 nucleotides long. NCBI's taxonomy places the organism in Eukaryota, Phaeophyceae, Ectocarpales, Ectocarpaceae. The record is from the annotation of a GenBank genome assembly.